AUGGCCCGUAGUGAUGAAGCGGAGUGGUGGUUCAAUGCCGUUUACGCAGCAGUCCAGCAAGUCCCUAGGGGACGUGUUACAAGCUACGGUCAUAUUGCUCGUUUGCUAGGAAGGUCCGAACGUCCUCGACAGGUCGGCGUCUGUCUAAAGCAUCUACCGUCUUCCUCAGCAAACACAAAUCAUCAUUUCCACGAUGCUAAUGUUCCAUGGCAACGAGUCAUCAACGCCAAAGGUAUCAUAUCACCAAGAGGUCCAGGCGGUGCUACGAGACAAGCGGCGUUCCUAGGGCGAGGUUCGUACAUUUCGGAGUACCUAAUUCCCUCCUUUUCGGUGCCGAAUGCUGAGUUGCAAGACAUAUUUCCGGAGCAGAAGACCCUUUCCACUCCCAAGACAUGUCUUGUGAGGCCUUUGAAAAGCAACGCUGACUCUGAAGUGUGCGCAGAAGGAGUCACUGUUGGAACUGGCGAUCUAGGAGAACUAACGGUAGAUCUGGGCGCAUAUGGGUGGUUUCCUCAGUUCCUAACGAGCGACGGGGCUGAGGCUAGUGAGUCAGAAGAAGAAGAGGGCAGUGGCUGA
This is a messenger RNA of Letharia lupina, 576 nucleotides long. RefSeq lists its product as uncharacterized. The transcript is spliced from 4 exons. Gene Ontology annotation, biological process: DNA repair. The record is from RefSeq and is a predicted model, not a curated record. Lineage: Eukaryota; Fungi; Ascomycota; Lecanoromycetes; Lecanorales; Parmeliaceae. Bases 1 to 576 code for a protein of 191 amino acids. Gene Ontology annotation, molecular function: catalytic activity.